ACCCAUUGUUCUCGAGAGAACCUUCGAAUCUCGCAGUCGAGUCUCACAAGCCGUCAAAGAACGUUCACGUGAGCUGUAUCUGUCAUAAUCUGACCAUCUGAGUAUCUCUGUAAGAAAAAGAGAACAAAAUGCGUGAGUGCAUCUCUAUACACGUUGGCCAAGCCGGAGUGCAGAUCGGUAAUGCCUGCUGGGAACUGUACUGCCUGGAGCAUGGCAUACAGCCUGAUGGUCAAAUGCCCAGUGAUAAAACCAUUGGUGGCGGUGAUGACUCCUUCAACACUUUCUUCUCUGAGACUGGAGCAGGAAAGCAUGUACCCCGUGCUGUGUUCGUAGACUUGGAACCUACUGUUGUUGAUGAGGUUCGCACUGGGACCUACAGACAACUGUUCCACCCAGAACAGCUCAUCACAGGCAAGGAGGAUGCUGCCAACAACUAUGCACGUGGUCAUUACACCAUCGGCAAGGAGAUCGUUGACCUUGUGCUGGAUCGCAUCCGCAAGCUUGCUGACCAGUGCACUGGGCUUCAGGGCUUCCUCAUCUUCCACAGUUUCGGAGGAGGAACCGGCUCUGGAUUCGCGUCGCUUCUCAUGGAACGUCUGUCGGUUGACUAUGGAAAGAAGUCCAAGUUGGAGUUCGCCAUUUAUCCAUCACCGCAGGUGUCCACUGCAGUGGUUGAGCCAUACAACUCCAUUCUGACCACUCAUACUACUUUGGAGCAUUCUGACUGCGCUUUCAUGGUGGACAAUGAAGCCAUCUAUGACAUCUGUCGCCGCAACCUGGACAUUGAACGACCAACCUAUACCAAUCUCAAUCGUCUUAUUGCUCAAAUUGUGUCCUCCAUCACUGCAUCUCUGAGAUUCGAUGGUGCCCUCAAUGUAGAUCUUACAGAGUUCCAGACCAACUUGGUACCAUAUCCACGCAUCCACUUCCCACUGGCGACCUAUGCUCCUGUCAUCUCUGCUGAGAAGGCUUACCAUGAGAUGCUGUCUGUUGCUGAGAUCACUAAUGCUUGCUUUGAGCCAGCUAACCAGAUGGUGAAGUGCGACCCACGCCAUGGCAAGUACAUGGCAUGCUGCAUGCUGUAUCGUGGUGAUGUCGUCCCCAAGGAUGUCAAUGCUGCCAUCGCAACCAUCAAGACCAAGCGCACGAUCCAGUUCGUUGACUGGUGCCCCACUGGAUUCAAGGUCGGCAUCAACUACCAGCCGCCCACCGUUGUUCCGGGAGGUGAUCUGGCCAAGGUUCAGCGUGCAGUCUGCAUGCUGAGCAACACCACGGCCAUCGCUGAAGCCUGGGCUCGUCUCGACCACAAGUUUGAUCUGAUGUACGCCAAGCGAGCCUUUGUUCAUUGGUACGUGGGAGAGGGCAUGGAGGAAGGAGAAUUCUCAGAAGCCCGUGAGGAUUUGGCUGCCUUGGAGAAGGAUUACGAAGAAGUCGGUGUUGACUCGGUUGAGGGAGAAGGUGAAGAGGGUGAGGGAGAAGAGUAUUAAUCUGCAUAAUAAAAUUGUAGCUUCAUAAGUUUAAAGGACAUUGCUAGCGAUACCGGAAAUUGUAAUUCCGUGUAGGUUUUAUAAAGUAUUUUUGGACAUUUGGGACUUCUUUAGUAUUGCUAUGGUAGUUACUGGAAUAUAUGUAACCAGCGGGCUUUCAGCUACUAAAAGUUAGUUUUUAAGAAAAAUAAAUGCAUGUAAGUGCAUUAUACUUUUGGUAUCGAAAUAGUUUAUGUAGAACUUAUAACUAGUAGUUUAUAUGCAGAUCAAUUGAAAACGUUAAUAAAUAUGCCUCAUAAGUCAUAAUA
Messenger RNA from Priapulus caudatus, 1795 nucleotides. RefSeq names its product tubulin alpha chain, testis-specific. Gene Ontology annotation, biological process: mitotic cell cycle; microtubule cytoskeleton organization. Gene Ontology annotation, cellular component: microtubule; cytoplasm. The coding region runs from base 129 to 1487 and encodes 452 amino acids. The transcript is spliced from 4 exons. The record is from RefSeq and is a predicted model, not a curated record. NCBI's taxonomy places the organism in Eukaryota, Metazoa, Priapulida, Priapulimorpha, Priapulimorphida, Priapulidae. Gene Ontology annotation, molecular function: structural constituent of cytoskeleton; GTP binding.